Nematostella vectensis (starlet sea anemone) is the source of this 3434-nucleotide messenger RNA. RefSeq lists its product as uncharacterized. The transcript has 2 exons. NCBI's taxonomy places the organism in Eukaryota, Metazoa, Cnidaria, Anthozoa, Actiniaria, Edwardsiidae. Bases 270 to 1493 code for a protein of 407 amino acids. The record is from RefSeq and is a predicted model, not a curated record.
CAAAGUACGUUUACGUAAUUAUCGCUUUGUGAUUGGACAACGGACCCUCUCAACUUUGCCACACUUUCGGCUGAAGAUGUGAGAAGAGUUCUCUCUUUGUGAAGCACACGAAACGAAAUUACUAACCAAUCAGGAGCGAGUUUUUUCAUAGUGUUGUUUUGCUUAAAAGAAAAGCUUUCCCGCUACGGGAAGAAAAUAGAGAUGGGGAAAACAAAGAGAAACUAGAAAUUAACCAUACCUGGAUGUUUUUAGAUCCAAUGUAAGGAAAAAUGGCGGAUUCCGAUUCCGGUACUCACAUUUCAGACACUAUGGAGAGAAACGAAGAAGAAACCGAGCUGAAACUUGAAGACAAACUGGAGCCGAUCACAGAGACAAAUAGUACUAAUUCUGUACUAUCAGAAAACAAUGAGCGACAAAACCCCAACAAGGGUCCAGGAAUGAUAACAAACCAAGUCAAACGAGAGAUAAAGACUACGGAGCCAGCAAGCCCCCGUCUUUCCCUCGCAGAAUCACAAGUAACAGAACGCAGCGAGCUAAGCCAGAUACACACUCGACGUCAGAUACGACAAGACGAGCGUACAAUCCGCCCCGACGACCGCCCGACGGGAAAUCGACUCCAGAGAGUCCAAUUACGAGGGAGCCAAAGCAAUGUGACAACUGCGCAUGUGCACACGGCUCCACGCUUGUACCGGAAGUUAAACGGAGACGUUCAUCCACCGUCGAGACGUGUCAGAAGACAACGGAGUCUCCCCCCGGAAACAAGGCACAGCGGUAUAUCCUAUGCGGGUCGGAGACGGGGGAUGCACAAAAGUCUCGAAAGCAUUCCGGCGCCAUCACACAGCGGGGUCCGAAACGCAUACGAAUUCAUGGAUGCCAGCCGAUUCGCAGAGAUAAAUCGCCGGCCACCGUCACACAAGGAACCCAAAUCCAAACAGGUCGAUAUUAUGGACAUCUCAGAAAAGCUUGAUGGCGUCACAGACAAUGACGUCACAGAACACACAUCGUGGAGCCCCACGGGGAUAUACGCCGUAUUUGUCAUCACAUUAUGGACCGCUGUACUGAAGCUGAUGGAUAGUAUUGAUAAGAAUGGUCCGCUGAUGUGUUCGGAGGGGGAGGAGGUGCGACAGUGGAUCUGCUCGGGGUGUUUAUCCGGGCUGUAUUUCUUGGCGGAGGUGUUCUGGAAGCGCAAAGGGGUUACCAAGGCAUUGUUCGGCACCGUUCUGGUGUUUGCGUAUAUGAUCGUUGGUCACGCAGAGCCGUUAUCGUGCAGACUCGGGGCAGAUAAAGUGGACGAGAUUAGCAAAUGGCAAGCGGCUACGAAUUUUUUCUUUGGCGCGAUUCUCGGCGCUUGGGUUUAUCAAGACAUUGCGCGGUCUGUUCGCAACAGGCGACAAGACACGGCUGCCGACAAGCGUCGACGACGAGGCAAAGACGAGGAAGAUGAGUCAAGCGGAGAUGACUUUGAGGCGAUGCGAGUGUACCGCAUUGUAUGAGUGUCACUUCGGCAUAUAUUUUUAUAAGGAUAUGCUUAGUUGGGUAAAUCGAUGGCGAAUCGCCUAGUCAUCGAUGGGAAAUCGCCUAGUCAUCGAUAGGGAAUCGCCUAGUCAUCGAUGGGGAAUCGCCAAGUCAUCGAUGGGGAAUUGCCUAGUCAUCGAUGGGGAAUCCCUUAGUCAUCGAUGGGGAAUCGCCUAGUCAUCGAUGGGGAAUGGCCUAGUCAUCGAUAGGGAAUCGCCUGAUCAUCGAUAGGGAAUCGCCUAGUCAUCGAUGGGGGAUCGCCUAGUCAUCGAUGGGGAAUCGCCUAGUAAUCGUUAGGAAAUCGCCUAGUCAUCGUUAGGAAAUCGCCGGGGGUUCCCAACCUCACCCUUCUUGACUCCAGUAUUCAUUCCAGUAUUUCUUUAAUGUAAUAAUUUGGAACGUGAGCUAAGGAUGCCGUUUUUCUCUUAAUCGAUCCUUAGUCUGUGGAUUACUACUCUGCAAACACCCUACGUUUUUCUACGCCCAUAGAGAAACAACCUUAACCAGGAAAAGGUAAAACGGGACCAGCCACACCUUCUAAGCCGAUGGUUUUUCUACGCCCAUAGAGAAACAACCUUAACCAGGAAAAGGUAAAACGGGACCAGCCACACCUUCUAAGCCGAUGUAACGGAUCGCGAAGCGUAUACUUAUUUAAUAUAUUUUUUGAAUAACUCGGGAUAGAGGCAAUAAAAGUGUAAAUAAUAGUGCUUUUCCGCGCAUUCCACCAUAAUUUUGAUUUCCUCAGAUAUUGUUCUUUAUCCAGAUGACAGCUAUGCCCCCCUUUCUCAGCAAAUCUUUUUUUCCCGCCGUGCUCGCAUUAUUGUAUUUUUCGAUGUGCUCGCUGCUCGAUUUAUUCAACAACUAAAAAUGCUCGGUCUAGCAUAAAAAACGGGGUGCUCGCAAGUGCUCAUCGGCAAAGACCAUACGGGGUCCAAGUCUAUGGCGCUUGAAAACUUAUCAAGCCGAAACAAGCUUUCUAAAUGAUGCUGUAGAUUAGGUAGGGGGGAAAAUGUGUUAUACGUUAUCUCGUUAUGGGGAUGGGAGCGUUGCGUGACCGACACAAAGAAAGGCUGCGCGGGAGACUAUUCAAUUUUGUGCCUUAUAAGAUUUUGACAAUGUAUCUUCCUCAAAUGCCGGGGUGGUUUCGAUUAUUCCCCGAUAUUCCGAAAACGUCCCGAAUAAAUUCCGAAGACAUCCCGAUUAUUUUAAAAUCUUAUAAGAUCUCAGGAUAAUAAUUAAAAAAAGACUAUAGUAAAACGUAUAAUUCCAUAACAUUUUGACAUAUCAGUAUAUUUUCGUUGUAACAGUUAUGUAUCUCCCUCAAAUGCCGGGGUGGUUUCGAUGAUUCCCCGAUAUUCCGAAAACGUCCCGAAUAAAUUCCGAAGACAUCCCGAACAUUUUAAAAUCUUAUAACAUCCCAGGAUCGUAAUUAAAAAAAAACUAUAGUAAAGCGUAUAAUUCCAUUACAUUUUAACAUACCCGUAUUUUUUCGUUGUCACAGUUACAGCAAAACAAAAUAACGUAUAAAUGCAAUUAAAAAGGAUGAAAAGGCUUGGACAAAUAAAACAAAUAAAAAUUAUCAAGAAGAUCAAAUUAGACCAGAUCGUCAGUUGAAAAUGAGAAGGUAUAAAUGCAUCUAAACAUUGCGCUGAAUCAUAGGAUAGGCCAGAGAUUUCAACCCCACCGCUAUCUGACGAAGUGAACAAUGCAAGGGACCGACAGUAAAUUAAGAAUGUUACAAAGGACCUGAAAGGGCGUUACGAGAAUGUCAUUCGUUCAAGUGAAUUUAAAAGCUUGAGCCAUAUAAAAACGACGUGUUGGUAAAAUGUCACUCAUUUAAACAUAAAAUGCAUGACUACAGAUGAGAAAUGAUCAAUGUGCGAAUCGAAAAAAAAAGAAAAGAAAAAAAUACCUGAGGA